Molecule: messenger RNA, 2709 nt
Organism: Gigantopelta aegis
Lineage: Eukaryota; Metazoa; Mollusca; Gastropoda; Neomphalida; Peltospiridae
Product: toll-like receptor 4
Exons: 3
Coding region: 1-2709 (902 amino acids)
Biological process (GO): inflammatory response; immune response; toll-like receptor signaling pathway
Cellular component (GO): membrane
Molecular function (GO): transmembrane signaling receptor activity; protein binding
Source: RefSeq, a predicted model, not a curated record
AUGCUGGAGGAACUCUCUGUGGAAACCUCCGGAAGUUACUUCAACUACAAGAACUUUCUUCCCCAACUCAACAAGCUGUAUGAUACGUUUCCACCAACUUCACCGGGCGGCGACUGGCGGGCUCUUGUUACCAGUUUUGUUCAGGUUUGGGACUCCUUUAAGCUAUUAUUCCUGGCCUAUCCUCCAUCAACUGGGGCCUGUCAGGAAUUUCAAAAUUUCAAAGUAAUCUUAGUGACACUACUGACGAUCCCAGUUCUGAUUUUAUCACAAGAUGAAAUAAGUGUUCCCGCAGCGAAGAGGCUUUCGACAACAUCUCAGUCUAGCCUGGCUUGCAGUGUAAUCAAGUCAGUUGCCAACUGCUCUAACCGAGGACUGCCAGACGUACCCACCACACUUCCGGCAACAAUAACCGUCCUUCUGAUGGACCAUAACAACUUGAAGAAUCUGACAUCGAAAAAAAUCGCUAGGUUUGAAAAUCUCACUCAUUUAGAUAUUUCUCAUAACAUAAUUAACCAAGUGGCGGAUGAUUCCUUUCAUGGCUUAACACAUCUCCAGUGUUUGCACAUGGAAGGGAAUGAUGUUCAGUGUCCUGGUCAGGCUCUGUCUGUUUUUCACUCACUGGAGGAACUCUGUUUAGAUGGAAGUCCCAAUAUGACAUUUGGUGAACAUUUUCAAAACUUGACGAAACUGACCUCUUUGAGUUUGUCCGGACAUGAAGGUCGGUGCAAUAUAACUAAUAUUUUCAACAACACCUUUGAAUAUGUUCCAUAUCUAAACAAAUUAGAUUUAUCAUUGUGCGGUUUAAAUAAUAUAGAAACUGGAGCAUUCUUGCCUUUAAAAAACAUUGAAGAACUGGACAUAUCGGAUAACGACAAUCUACUGUUCAAAAAUUUCCAAAGCGCUACGUAUGGACUGACAAACUCCUCAAUUCGAGUCCUGAAGGCAUACGCUAUCGUUGCUAAAGAGUGCAUCUGUAACAUACUAAAAGGUGAACACACACAGCAUUUGAAGACGACAAAAUUGGAAACAUUAUACUUUGAUCACAAUCGUGUAGAAUAUGUUAUGCCAGAAGCUUUAUCGAAUUUGCCACCUACGCUAUGGUACAUCUCUGCACGAUACAACAGCUUUUCAAACACCCCAUACUUCACAGAACUGUCAUGGAUAAAAGGUGUUACUCAUUUGUAUUUGGGAAAUGACGAGUCAAAACCGUUUCCAGUUAUACCAUUUCUACAGAAACCGAAACACGUGAACCCGGCUCAGUGCUCAAUGAAUACUAACACUGGUUGUCAGCCUUAUCGUAAACCAACACCUGAAUAUACUUCACACUUCUUAUGUCCCUCGCAUUAUGCCACAGACAAUGACAUACAGGUACCACCGCAUCUGCAGGUAUUGCACGUUACAUGCGCACAGAUGGAUUUUGACCUCACAUGGAUACAAGUGAGUCCUAACAACAUAACACGACUAAAGCUAAAUUGCAACUUGCUAGCAAAUUGGAUUGGUCCCGUGAAAGGUCUGGAACAACUGACAUAUCUUGACCUUUCCAACAAUAUAGCUAGAAAUACCUCGACAACUUUCUUCCGAAGCUUUCCAAAGCUUAAAGUACUCAAUAUUUCUUUUAACUUAAUUGGCUCUGUUAUGAACAUGGCAAAUAUGUCACACAUAUUUGAUGGAUUAACAUCUCUCGAGGUUCUGGAUAUGUCGUUAAAUGAUAUACAUGGUAUUCCAGAUAAUAUAUUUCAUGACUUGGUGUCUGUUAAGAUGGUAAAUCUCUCGAACAACGCAAUAUACCUGGACUUCCCUCUUAGGGUAGUUCACAUGAAAAAACUUCAGAUAUUGGAUCUUACAAAUAACAAGGUACGGUGGUUUUCUAAAGUACUAAUGACAGACUUAGACACAUUGGCUGAAUUUAAGAACAUAACAAUUCAUUUGAUACGGAACCCUAUUUCAUGCACUUGCAAUAAUUUAGACUUUCUCAAUUGGAUAUGGUCAUCGAAGGUCCAUUUCGUUGAAAUCGGCAAUUACACUUGUGCCUUUGGAAACAAGACGUUUAGUUCAAUGGGCGCGUUUAAAGAUGUUAUCACUACAUUGCAGAAGGAAUGCUCAAACAAUCUUACACUAAUCCUCGGCUCAGUGUUCGGUGGUAUACUUGCACUGGUCAUUGUGAGCGGAGCAACAGCGUACAGGUACCGGUGGAAUUUGCGCUACUGGUACUACGUUGCUAGACUGAGAUUAAGAAGUGAUUUGCUGCUGGAUGAGGAAUGUGAUUCGUUUACUUUUUCUGCUUUCGUUUCCCAUGCAGACGAAGAUGAAGAUUUUGUUGUGAACGAAAUGAUAAAUCGUCUCGAAACGGAAGAUUCUGGAUUAAAUCUUAACAUACAUAACCGAGAUUUCAUGCCUGGACAAGAAAUAGCAUCAAAUAUUUUGUCUGCAAUUCAAGGAAGCAAAAAGACUGUUGUUGUUUUGUCCAGACACUUCCUGGAAAGUUACUGGUGUAUGUACGAAUUGCAAAUGGCAAACAUGGAAAGCAUAAAAACUGGACGGGACGUUUUGAUCAUUAUCAUGUUUGAAGAUAUUUCAACAAGGAAAAUACCCAAGGAAGUCUUGUAUCAUCUGAAAACAGAUUCCUACAUUACGUAUCCCCAUAACAGAGACGAGGGUCAAAUUGAUCUGUUUUGGAGGCGACUUAUUGUAGCAAUUAAAAACACAUGA